Molecule: messenger RNA, 846 nt
Organism: Endocarpon pusillum Z07020
Lineage: Eukaryota; Fungi; Ascomycota; Eurotiomycetes; Verrucariales; Verrucariaceae
Exons: 2
Coding region: 1-846 (281 amino acids)
Biological process (GO): transmembrane transport
Molecular function (GO): transmembrane transporter activity
Source: RefSeq, a predicted model, not a curated record
AUGGAGAUGGCAACGAGGCGAAUAUCUGCCCCAGGCGAUGAGUCCCAACCCACAGAAGCCGAUGCACCAUACAGUGCUCUGCCCGAAGUCGAGAAGAUAUGCCUGUUGCUCGCAUCAUCCCUUGCCGCCAUCAUUUCACCCUUUUCCACCUGCAUCUAUUAUCCGUCUGUGAAUGCGUUGUCAAGGGAUCUCGGUGUCUCGAUUUCUCUCAUUAACCUGACCAUAAGUACAUACCAGGUAUUCCAAGGUAUUGCUUCGUCCGUGACCGCUGCCAUCUCCGACACAUACAGCCGCCGCCCAGCUUACCUGUUCUGCUUCAUCAUCUACCUGGGCGCCAACCUCGGCCUGGCGCUGCAGGAUGUUCACGCCGCCUUGCUCGUCCUACGGUGCGUACAGAGCUCUGGCAGCAGCGGAACCGUCGUUCUAGGCCAGGCGGUCGUCUGGGAUCUUACGACACGAGCAGAGCGCGGCAAGUACAUCGCAUCUACGAUUAUAGGCUAUACGCUGGGUCCAGCUCUAGGUCCGCUUGUUGGCGGGCUGCUAUCCCAAUGUCUCCACUGGCGGGCAAUGUUCUGGUUCCUCCUGAUCUUAUGCAGCGUCCUCGCAUCCGUAAUGUUCAUCUUCUUCCGCGAGACCAGGCGUUCAAUCGUAGGAAACGGAUCUGUGCCGCCGCCCACAUGGAAUCGCUCGCUUCUACAGAUGAUUCGCCCGGACUCAACCACGCCGGAAGCCAAGACCCUCGAGAAGCGACGGCCCGUUGUCAAUCCUUUCCGAUCGGUACCAAUUCUUGGGGAUAGAGAGAGCUGCGUCAUUAUCAUGUACGGCGGUCUUUUGUACGCUGGCUAA